AUGUAAGACUCGGAUCAACAAAAACUUUGAUCAUAUGCUCGCAGCUAUAGUAUCUAACUCAUUGGGUUUCUCCUCAGUUGCAGGUGAGAUCCAACUCAUUGUGGUAAACAACUGCAACCACAGCGUGUGGCCCGGCAUUCUUGGCGGCACCGGCAACCCCACCCCAGAAGACGGUGGUUUCCACCUCGGUGCCGGCGAGGAAGCAGUCUUUACAGUGCCCACUGGAUGGUCUGGCAGGAUAUGGGGCAGGAAAGGCUGUUUCUUUGAUGAACAAGGGAAAGGCUCCUGCGACACCGGGGACUGCAAUGGUGCACUGCUUUGCAAGGGCAUAGGUGGCACGCCACCCAGCACGGUUGUUGAAAUGACAUUUGGAACUGCCAAUUCUCCCCUUCACUACUAUGAUGUGAGCUUGGUCGAUGGCUUCAAUCUUCCAGUCACAAUGUCCCCCAUUGGUGGAGGGAUCGGCUGCGGUAUGGCAGGCUGUGAGGUGGACUUGAAUGUGUGCUGUCCUUCAAAGUUUGCGGUGAUUAAGCAGGGGAAGGUGGUGGGAUGCAAGAGUGCAUGCUUGGCUCUGCAGACAGACAAGUACUGCUGCACUGGGGACUAUGGCUCUCCAAAGAGUUGCAAGCCAACGCUCUUCUCCCAUAUCUUCAAGUCCAUAUGCCCUCGAGCUUACAGUUUUGCCUAUGAUGACUCUUCAAGCCUGAACAUGUGCAGGGCAUCACGAUAUCUGAUCACCUUCUGCCCUCCACCGAGAUAA
Molecule: messenger RNA, 760 nt
Organism: Elaeis guineensis (African oil palm)
Lineage: Eukaryota; Viridiplantae; Streptophyta; Magnoliopsida; Arecales; Arecaceae
Source: RefSeq, a predicted model, not a curated record